AUGUUUGGAACAAUCCUGGGAGGCAACUUAAGUGAUCUCAUUUUGGAAAAGGAAAGGGUCCAACAAGUAGGUACUUGUUUUUGGAUCUGUUUGAUAGCACACCUGAUAGGAUUUAUAUGGAAAACAAAUUACCGGUAAUAAAAAGAUUUGGUACGUUGACUCCACAUUUUAAAAAUCAAAUUCACAAUUUUACAUAGCUGCAAUGUUUUUUUCCUGUUGGGCUUUUAAAUUUUACUUCCACCCACUUUAUUUUAAAUUUUAUUUCCUUCCACUUUAUUUUAAAUUCCUCUGAGCUUUGUUUUCAUUAGGGGCUUGUUCCUGUUCAUAUUCUUUUCUUCUUUUUUUUCAUUUUUUGGCAUAGGUAGUAUACAUAUAUAUUAUGCAAAUUUAAUUUAUGAUUAAUGUUUUUUUUUUGUAUUUUGUGUAUUCAUAAUUAAAGGUUAAAAUAUCUUAUUCUAUUUACACAAAUUAAUUUGUGACUCAUUAAUAUAUGUAAAAGCUUUAUCACAGUCCAACGCUCUAAUAAUUUGUCAACUUAAUUCUAGGUUUAUUUUUUAUUUAGCCAUAUCACAUCAGACCUAGGACUAGGAAUAGUUUUUGUUUCUUUAUUAUCCAAAGCACACACUGCAUCACCAGCACUUUUCGAAGUCAUUCUAUCAACACAAUCAAGGUCUAUUUGGUUUCAUUAUAACAUUUUUUAAAAAAAAACAUGAUCAUAAUCCUUUGAAUCAUAUAAAUUAAAUUAUCAUCUACCUCCUCUGGUUUUAGUCCUUGAGAACAGAAAGUUUUUGCUAUUUUGUUUCAUACCUAUCUAUAAAUUUUAAAAAAUAUGACUAAAACACAACCAAAAAAUGCUACAAUGAAGUAAUCUCUAGCAAGUCACAUGGUAAACAGUGGCCUCUGUAUUCAUAAAACAUCUGUAUAUGCAGACUGUCGAUCUAGGUUUAGUUGUGUGAGACAAUAUAUGGGGCAGCAUGGGUUUUUAACACGCUGAUGGAUAAAGUGGGAUCUCGGGUUCAAAGUGUUAAUAAAGACCAGCUCCACUGUCAGCUCUGAUAAAAUAGAAAAUGUUUUUAAUAGUGGCUGAACCAGCAAAUGAAUCACUGAUAGCAGGAGAUACAAAAUGAGCUUGAAACUUGCAGUCCUCUGUAAAGCCGGCUCACUGCUUGGUAGGUGGAUGUGCAGUGCUUGGCUGACUCCUUGGAAUCAGGCCUCAGUACUUAUCCCCAAAUCUAGCUGGUGAGGUGCGUUGGUUUCUUGCAAUGCCACAUCAAGACUAUAUGGGAAAUGGUGUAAGAAAAAGAAAGGGAGCAACUUUCCUAAUAAAGCCGAUAUGUCCCUUUCCAACAACAAUGAAUGCAGAUCAAGGCAUUGAAGGGGCAUAAGCUUUUCCAUUAACAUCAAACAUAUGGUUAUCCUUACCAUUGUCAUGGCAUGCAUGUAUGGCUAGCACCUACGUUGGGCAAAGAAUUUUCUCAGUCAAAAUAACUCAAAUUAAUUAUAAUAAAAUAACAUUGAUAUAGUAUAUCAUGACAUCUUAAUGACAAGCAGUGUGGGAUAACAAGCGUUUUAUGACACACGCAAUGACUUUUAGAUCAACAAAGACAAUAACAAGGGGAAUUACUCCUACUUUAAAAAAAAAGUGGGGGUAGUCUAGUAAGGUUUUUACAAAAAAAUGUAUAUCCUUUUAUUAGAAUUGUAAGGUCCAGCCUGAUUUCAUCACAAGUAAGUUUUCAGCAAUUUAAAUCUAUUUCUUAUCUUGUAUUUCUCCCCAGAUCUAUCUCAGCUGCUUAGAGCAUGCUGGUGUUAAAGGUUUCGUCGAAGUUGUUGUCAGCCCAAACGUUGUUGAUGGACUUAGCUGCAUGUAAUUAUUAGUGAUGACAGUGAAAAUUGUUACAAUACCCAAUGAAAGUUUCUUAAAAAACACAUACAGUUUUUUAAAUUUUCAUUAAGUUUCAUGGAAAUUUUUUUUACAAUAAACAUAAAUUUUGAUAGUUUAAAAAAAAUUUUCAUCAUCUGUCAGAAAAAAAUUACCAUAGAAAUUAUAUUUAUAUUAUACUUAAAAACGAAUUAACGAAAUAUUUUCUGUAACUUCUUUCCUCAAGAGAGUUGGUGCUCCUUACCCAGUUAUUUUGUUUACCUCUCAGGUGUUGUUCUCUGUGAAUCUGUCCUCCAUUAUGGACUUUUUUUCUCUCUUUAUUGUGUUUUCCUGGCGUUGACUUUAAGACCUUUGUCUUUUCCUGGGAAUGUCGUUACUUGCCAGAUGGGCUGUGUCAUGUCGUCUGUGUAGUCCAGGUCUUCCAGCACUGAGGUUAGUGUCCAUUUUAUGCCUUGCCUCUUCCCUUCUAUGGCUUGUGGCAUGAUCAAAUCUUUUGUCAGUGAAUGUAGAGUUGGUGAAAUUGAAAUAAUCCACACCCUGGCUUCACUUUAGUGUAACUUUGAAGUGAAUUGAUAAUGCAGACCAGUUUUUGGGGCAUGCCAUAGUGUCCUGGAAUGUUCCAAUGUGACUCACGGUUUAGACUGUCAAAAGCAUUCUCUGAUUUGAUAAACACACUUUCUUAGAGAGCUUCAUUCCAUUUAAAUGCCAGCUCUUGGGUCGAAUAUACUGUCAAUGCAAGAUUGCUCAUCCUAUUGGCCUGUAUGCUCCUGUCUGAAAUCUUUUUCAAUGCAGUUGUGAUUGGUUAUAGUAUAAUGCCACCCAGUUGUUCCUGUUCUAAAGCAGUUUGAUGGUAGUGGGGGUCUUUCAUCCAGUAGAGAGCUCCAUGGGUUUUGUGUUGCCACUGAAUGGGAUUUUACCCCCUACUUCUGUCCUGACUUGACACAGGCUGUGGUCUUGCUCUUAUAUCAAUGCUUUAUCAAUCACAGGAUACAGUCUGCAGGAUUGGGAGCACUGAGACCCAACACCAUUCUUAUGGGCUGGCCAAGGGACUGGACAGACAACAGAAAUUUAAUGGCGUACCAUAUAUUUUUAGGUAGUUAUUGAGAAUUUAUACACUUAUUGGCAUUUCAUAAAAAUGAUUAAUUUAGAUGCAUGAGCACAAUCUUGAUAUGGCUUUAUCUUAACAAAUAAAGGUGAAUAGCAUAAUACUGGACAUUUUCCUAUUUGUAACUAAACUUUAAAAUACAAAUUUACACCGGGAUAGUAAAACACAUGAUUUUAUUAGUUUUUGUAUUUUAUAAAAAAAAUUAAAAAAUAAGAUGGGCAUUCCUAAUUAAAUAUUAUUUUUUCUGUCUACAGACACAAUGAGGAACAUUGCUCUUGCACGCAAUGCACUAAUAGUCUUAAAGGCUGAUACUUUUCCAUCAAAAGGCAUGCGUUUAACAGGAACCAUUGACAUAUGGUGGAUAGUGAAUAUCCUUUUGUGUUAUGUUAAACAUCAACUUUAUUCUGUGUUAAAGUGUGGUGCAGUGAUCAUGACCACAGCUAAAUACAUCUUGUGUGUAGCAGUGCGUGGUGGGUGAUUGGUGCUUGGGUGUACCAAGGCUGCCACUGACGGUUACUAAUAAACAAAUGAAGAAAUGCAAGUCUCGAGGAUUAUAGCUUUAUUAAUGCUCUACAGAAAAAGUCGCUGUGACCGACAGGUCCAAAGGAAAAGUCCUAAGAAAAUAUAAAGACAAAGGCAAAAGUCCACUAUGAAGAAAAAGGACAAUAUAGAGCGUUCCAAUGGGCCGCACUGAACAAUGGCACACUGCAGGGAUGCUGUCCGAUCUCGAAUGACUCCUACUUAGUGUGCACCCCUUUAUAAAGCCGUGCGCGGACAUAUGGAGAGAGCCCCUCCGUCACACUUAAACCAAGUCGGUCUCGGUUUUGCCUUCUGGCCAAUUUCCUGGGGUAAAAUGCCUAACUCUGGGGACUACACCCGAGUGAUAAUUAAAAUCCCUGACCAACGCCCUAAAGACUUCUAUGUGAUCUGUGCAGUUUUGUCUCAGCUCUCUAAGAUGCUAUUUUAUAUUUCUAUGAGUUAAAUGGUUUUUUGAGAUAUUUUAACUAGAAGGGGUGGGGACCACUAUGGAUGGAGGUGAAAACCCCUUUAAUGACUCAAUGUUCAAAUAUCCUCCAACGACGGAGACUUGUAAAUAUGCUAAGGCAGUGGUUCUCAACCUUUCUAGUGCCGUGACCCCUUAAUACAGUUUCUCGUGUCAUGGUGACCCCCCAGCCACACAAUUAUUUUUGUUGCUACUUCAUAGCUGUAAGGAUAUAUGUUUUCAGAUGGUCCUAGGCGACCCCUGGAAAAGGGUCCCGCGACCCCCAAAGGGGUCGCGACCCACAGGUUGAGAACCGCUGUGCUAAGGAAUAGUGAAUAGAAUCCCCUUUCCAACUAGAUAUAAUUUAUAACUUAAUACGCUAGGGUUCUGGAGAAAUAAAUUAUUGCAUUUCUAACUAAAGCGCACAUCCUGGUAUUUUAUUAUUUCCUCCCUAUGUGCGAGAGAAGACGGCCGUAUAGAGACCGUCCGGGUGGGGUGAAAGGGAUACCUGAGUUCAACAUUCCGAUCCAGUGGUAGGCGAGGUCACACAGCGCGUUGGGCACCAAACAUGGUUUUCGUACUAAUAGCGGUUGUCUCAAAAUAACGGGUCUAAUAGCGAUUUCCAAAUAACGGGGCAUACAAUCCCACACGUGGUUUACAUGUUGUUGUUGUUUUUAAAUGCUCCAAAUACUUAUCUUCAACAGACAUCUCACCCCCACCCACCCCCACCCCCCUUCCACCCUAUCCAACAUUGGUGUGUGUGUGUGUGUGCUGCUGCUAGUCAUUUUUUCUUUCUGGACUAAGACAAAUUUCUUAACAUGGUGACAUGAUGGCGGAAUGCUGCUUCUGUUGGGCCAUCUCCUGAGACGACACAAAACAUGGUCCAAAUGCAAGCUGAGGCUCUUCAGCGUUGCUGGUACAGCUUUCAUCAAAAGCAUUUUUUUAAAACCUUUUUUUUUCCUUAGAUUUUUAUCUAAAUAGAUUUUCUGAUAUUUUUGUAACCUAACAAAUUAAAGAUGUAAGGAAUAAUUGUUUCAAAUGGGCCCUGAAAAUUUGAAGAUAACAUUUUAAAAAAUGUAAUAAAGUUUUAAAUAUUUCUGUUGCAUGAACUUUGAAUGUAUUUUUUAAGACAAUUUUCAGAAUAAUCAGUGACCUGUUUUUAAAUAUAUUUUUUUUAUGAUUUAGUUUUAAAUUUCCCUUCACCCGAUGUUUUUUUUUUCAACCAAUCCGCAGGUGAAGAAGAUAACACAGUGCAAAUAAAGAAAGACCUGGAAACCUAC
Molecule: messenger RNA, 5246 nt
Organism: Lymnaea stagnalis (great pond snail)
Lineage: Eukaryota; Metazoa; Mollusca; Gastropoda; Lymnaeidae
Source: the annotation of a GenBank genome assembly